Ahaetulla prasina is the source of this 1783-nucleotide messenger RNA. Its product is annotated as lymphocyte antigen 6E-like. Gene Ontology annotation, molecular function: acetylcholine receptor inhibitor activity. The record is from RefSeq and is a predicted model, not a curated record. NCBI's taxonomy places the organism in Eukaryota, Metazoa, Chordata, Lepidosauria, Squamata, Colubridae. Bases 456 to 839 code for a protein of 127 amino acids. The transcript is spliced from 4 exons.
GGCUCUUCCAGGCAGGCUCGGCUCUCCUCUCGGCUCUUCUCUUCCUCUCGGGUGAAGACAAGCGGCGUCUCUCCUCCCUCUCGCGCCCCCUUCUGUGCCACUCCCCCUUCUGCGCCUCCUCCUCUUGCGUUGCCGCCUCCCAUUUCCAGAAUGGGAGUGAAACAAAAAAAAAAAUUGGGACUUUUUGGAAUUGCCGCGGGACGCAGAACAAAUUAUUAAAAAGCGGGACUGUCCCACCAAAAGCGGGACGUCUGGUCACUAUAGCCAAAAUGGAGGCUGGAGGCUGAUUGGAAAAAGGGUCCAUUUAUUGAUGAAGCAGUUUGUAGUGAUGGCAAUUCAGGCAACCCACACCAUAACAACAACAACAACAACAGCAAAAGGCCACACCUCCAAGGUAUAAAUAGAACCUUCCCUUAGCAGGAGCUUCUGGUGAAGCUCUGGAGGACUUUGCAACCAUGAAAACUCUGCUCGUCGCCUUUCUGGUGGCUAUCAUUUGCACAGAGAAAGUUUAUUCCCUCUCCUGCUAUUACUGUGAAAAUGAGCCUUCCAACUGGAACUGUAUGUCAAUGAAGAAGUGCGCGGAAACAGACAAACACUGUAGUACCAUUAAAACGGUUACCCGUGGCAGAUCCGGUGAGCCCGAUGACUACCGGAUCAGCAAGCGAUGUGCUCCAACUUGUGAAGAAAACUUCGUAACCACAGGAUCAUCAUCCAUCGCUACGAAGUGCUGCCAAUUUUCCCUCUGUAACAUCAGUGGGGCCGCCAGCGUGAAACUGAGCAAUAUGGUGCUGGUUUUGGGAAUCCUGGGCAGUUUCUUCUACAUCUUCCAGUCUAGAUAAGGAAUUGCUCGUAAUUCUUACAAUAAAGAGAGACUAGCAAAUUUCAUCCAGACUCCUGAAGCAUCUCAGAGGCUCUCCUCCUGAACCUAGGAUCAAAACUAGAUAAGACCUUCGUAUUAAGUAUUAUUAUUAUUUAGUGUGCACUUGUAUCUAAGUCUAGCGUAAACCUUUUUUUGCCUCACCAUAAUAAUCCUGGGAAGCUUUAUAGUGAGAGCAUUUAUUAAAGAUUGUCAAGCCCUCAGGCAGCUGGCGGAAUUAGCAUCCUCCUUCCUCUUGACACACAAUAACAUUAUUUUGCAAAACUGGCUUAAUUAAAAAUUAGUUCGGUGCACCCAAAGGGCAUCAUUAACCACGUUUUCUUCUUGGUAAUGUUUUCUUACCCCAAACUUUUUGAGAUGAGUUAAUGACGAUUCUAUCCACCUGGUAUGGAAACGGCACAACUAGGGGAGUUUAGGGAAAAGCCACCCCUAGGUGAAUUGGAUGACAAUUAACCCUGGUCAGCAGCAACAGGAUUGCAAGCUUGGAUGUGAGAGGAUAUGGUUGUGGCUGAGAGGUGGCUUUCAGCAGGUUCUGACAAGUUCUGGAGAACCGGUAGCGGAAAUUUUGAGUAGUUCGGAGAAUUGGUAGUAAAAAUUUUGACCGCCCCCGAACCCAUCUAUUCUCUGCCUCCCGAGUCCCAGCUGGUGGGGAGGAAAUGGGGAUUUUGCAGUGACCUUUCCCUGGAUUGGGGAGGGAAUGGAGAUUUUACAGUAUCCUUGCCCUGCCACGCCCAUCAAGCCAUGCCACACCCACCAAGCCAGAACCUGUAGUAAAAAAUUUUGAAACCUACCACUGUUGUGGCUAUUUAGAAGGCCACCGUGUGCUGUGACCUUGUGGGAAGUUUUAAUGAAAUGAUAUUUGAUGCCGACAUGAAGCUCCUAAUAAAUAACUGGAUUUCUUUUGAA